Messenger RNA from Cladocopium goreaui, 2919 nucleotides. The record is from the annotation of a GenBank genome assembly. NCBI's taxonomy places the organism in Eukaryota, Dinophyceae, Suessiales, Symbiodiniaceae.
ACAACACAGUGAUCUACAGUAUAUAAUAGUUCAUAUAUUCGCUUUUUCAAAUCUCACAAAACAAGUCAUGACGGGCUAUGGCCAGAAUGGCCAAAAUGGAACCCAUGGCUCCAAACCCCGCCCUCGCACUGGCAUUGCCUAUGAAGCCGAGGAAGUGGAAGUACCGCUGGACAAAAUCGCCACAAUGGCAAAUCCCAGCGACAACUGCGCAAUAGCCACUAGCUGUUUGCCGCAGGGCACUCGCUUCUCUUGGAAGGGUUCUGUCUACAGACUCUCCCACACUAUUCUGGAGGGCCAUCGUUUCGCAAUCGAGAGGAUUGCCAAAGGUGAGAACUUGAUGAGUUGGUCCCUGCCGUUUGGAUGUGCCUUGCGCCCUAUACAACAGGGCGAAUACUGCUGCAAUACGUUGAUGUUGAAGGCUUUGAAAGGGAGGAGAGAUGUCCAUUUCAAGCUGCCCGAAGAGCCAAACUUCAGCGACCCGGACACCUCAGCAUCGUGCCCCUAUCAGUUCGACGAAAGUGCAUUUGUUGCCGGAAAGCAGGCAGACUCAAUCGAUGGUGACCUACCUGGUACCUUUCAGGGUUUUGCCAGGACUGGAGGCCGUGGAGUAGGAACUCGAAACAAGGUCGUGCUGAUCGGACUGACUGUAUCUUCUGCCAGCUUCGUGCGGGCUUUGGAGGCAACUUUGCAAAGUUCCGGAAGUUCAGAUGAUAACAUUGAUGGAAUUGUUGCAGUGGCGCACAACGAGGGUGAAAGCAAAGUGCAGAACAACAAAGAGCUUCUGAUGAGGACCAUUGCAGGAUUCCUCGUGCACCCAAAUACUGGUUCUGCUUUGGUGGUGUCUACAGGUCAAGAGUGUCACAUAACGGUGGAAGACUUGAAGGCAUUUCUGUCAGACUACCCGACAGCACAUGUUGCGCAUCAAUUCCUGGAACUCAGUGGAAAUUGGCACGAUGAUCUUAAGCGAGCCGGAGAUGUGGUUCAGCAGGUUCUGCUUCCCAGAGCUGCAGAGUACAAGCGAACAGCGCAGCCAGUUUCAGCUCUCCGCAUCGCGCUGCAGUGUGGAGGCUCUGAUGCUUUCAGUGGAAUCACUGGAAACCCACUGGUGGGCGAAGUGUCAAAGCUGUUGCUCACCAGAGGCGGCCUUGCUCUACUCGCAGAAUCUCCAGAGCUGGUUGGUGCAGAACCAUAUGUUUUGGCAAACUGCCGCAGCCUGGAAAUAGCCCGAAAGUUUCUGAUGAUGACUGAACGCUACAAGCAGUAUGCGUCUCGACACGGUCAAGAUGCUGCAGGAAACCCUUCUGGAGGAAAUCUUUUCCGUGGAUUGUACAACAUUGUGAUCAAAAGCUUGGGCGCAUCCCACAAGAAGCCUCCUGACGUUUGCCUGGAUCAAUGCAUUGAAUACAGUGAGCGAGUGCGUGAGGAUGAGUCAGGCUACUACUUCAUGGAUUCACCUGGAAAUGACCUGGAGUCCAUCGCUGGACAAGUAGCAAGUGGCUGCAAUGUCAUUUUCUUUGUGACAGGGAACGGAGCAAUAACCAACUUUCCUUUUGUGCCUACUCUCAAAGUGGUGACGACAUCUGGGCGAUUCAACAUACUGCAGAAAGACAUGGACAUCAAUGCUGGUCUCCUUAACGAAGGGCUUGAUAUGCAAAGCCUGGCUGCCAAAGUAUUCAAAGAUAUGGUUGGAGUUGCGUCUGGUGAGAAGACCAAGGGCGAGCUGGCGAAGAUCAGCCAAGUCUCGAUUUGGCGAAAUUGGUUCCUGGAUGACUCGCAGCAGUUGAGCGACUUGCAGGCUGAGUUCAACUUUGAGCAGAAGGAUCUUCAUGGACCCGGUCUUAAGGUGAAGCAGGAGUGGCUUCCUUCCCUUGCAUGUGAAAACUUCGUGAAAGAUAUUCGAUAUGCAAAGGAUUCCAGCUCGCUGGAGUUUUUACCUCCGGUGAGCCUGAUUCUGCCCACAAGUCUGUGCUCAUCAGAGGUUGCGCGACUGGCGAGCUCAAGGCUCAACAGCGAGAUUAAACAUGCAGACGAUGCACAGCAGGCUCGCUUUGUGGCACUGCCACACUCUGAAGGAUGUGGAGGAGCUGGCGGCCAGCAAUUUGAGACGAUCUUUCAACGGGUGAUGCUGGGCCAUUUGCUCCAUCCCCAAGUGCAACAUGGCUUUUUGCUGGAACAUGGGUGCGAAAAGACUCACAACGACUGGUUUGCAGAGCGCUUGUCUUCGCAAGGAAUCUCCAUGGACUCCUUUGGGUGGGCAUCCGUGCAAGCAGACGGUGGAAUUGAGGCAGUCUACGACAUCAUCAAGAACUUCUUCAAGGAGCCUCAUCCUCGAAGAGCAUUGCCUACGCAGGCGUUGCGCCUAGCUUUGCUCGGUGGUGAGACAAGUCCCCAAGAAGCUGAGCUGCUUGCAACACUGGUGCGCUAUGUUGUCCUGAAAGGAGGCACAGUGGUACUUCCAUCAUCAUCUCCCUUGCUUGUAAAUCGCAGCUUCACUGCGGCCUGCCUUUUCGAGGAGUUGCCUGGGCACGUCUUGGCUCCGACUGUGGCCUACGCUCAGCUUCCUCCUUCAGGGCUACAUGUCAUGGAGGUCCCCUCCAUGGCGAACCAUGUCGAGAUCAUUUCUGGUAUUGCUCCAACAGUUCAUUGCUUCUUGGUUUGGAAUGGGAAGAAAUUGCGGCCAUUACAAGCUGCUCAUCCUUUUGUGCCCACUCUUCAUGUGGCUGCAAAGGACGGAACUCAACAUCCUGAAGUAGAUGCCACUGUAGAGCUUAUGGAUGUUGCUGGAGCUCUGCAAGAGAUUCUUGCCGCGAUUCAGGGAGCUGUACAUGGAGCACCGACAAAGGCCAGCCGUCUUGGUGCUACUGAUUUCUCGGCGGCUCUGCAACAAAGCCCACUUAUGUGGAACGCAACACUGAACCA